This is a messenger RNA of Microtus ochrogaster (prairie vole), 2184 nucleotides long. RefSeq names its product NLR family pyrin domain containing 9. The transcript is spliced from 4 exons. The record is from RefSeq and is a predicted model, not a curated record. NCBI's taxonomy places the organism in Eukaryota, Metazoa, Chordata, Mammalia, Rodentia, Cricetidae. Gene Ontology annotation, biological process: regulation of inflammatory response. Gene Ontology annotation, cellular component: canonical inflammasome complex; cytoplasm. Bases 1 to 2184 code for a protein of 727 amino acids. Gene Ontology annotation, molecular function: protein binding.
AUGGCAGAAUCAUCUGGUUUGGGUGUGGCUCUCUGCCUAAAACAGCUCAGUGAUGCAACGUUCCUACACUUCAAAAAUCUGCUCAUCAAAGAACCAGAAUUGCAAGUCAAUCCAGUGCUCUGUGCAAAUAUUAAGCUAGCUUCGAGAAAAGGCCUGAUAACGCUGUUGCACGCAUAUUAUCCAGGGCAGGUAUGGGACAUAAUGUCAAGAACAUUUCUACAGGUCAAUCGGAGAGACCUCUGGACCAAGGUUCAAGAACUGAGGAGAGAUAAAAGGACAUACAAAGAGAUUAUGAAGACUGCAUUUCACCAAAUCUGGACCUUCAAAGACAACCUUUAUGUGCUGGAUGCAGAAUACGAAGUUGUUACACACAUGCAUUUCAAGGUGUUGCAAGAAGUAUUUGAUCCUCAGUUAAAGCCAGUCACUGCAGUCAUACUGGGUGCUGAAGCAAUUGGAAAAUCCACAUUCUUAAGAAAAGCUGUGUUGGAUUGGGCAUCAGGAAACUUAUGGAAGAACAGAUUUCAGUAUGUUUUCUUCUUUUCUCUCAUCUCACUUAACAGCACCACAGAGUUGAGCUUAGCUCAGCUUCUCUUAAAUCAGUUGUCUGCAUCUUCAGAGACACCGGAUGAUGUCUUAUCCGAUCCGAGGAAAAUUUUGUUUAUCUUGGAUGGAUUUGACCACCUGAAAUUUGACUUGGAUAUCCGGACAAACUUGUGCGACGACUGGAGGAAGAUGCUACCAACACAAAUUGUCUUGAGUAGUUUGAUACAGAAAAUAAUGCUCCCAGAAUCAUCUCUGCUGCUUGAAUUGGGAAACCCAAGUAUACCCAAAAUCUAUCCCUUGCUACAGUAUCCAAGGGAGAUAACUAUGGGAGGAUUCAGUGAGCAGUCUAUAAAGUUCUACUGUGUGUACUUUUUCAAUGACUUUGAGAAAGGCUUAGAAAUCUUUGGUUAUUUACAGAGCAUGCAAGCAUUGCUCGAUUUAUGCAUUAGUCCCUAUAUGUGCUGGAUGUUCUGUAGGACCCUGAAGGGGCAGCGUGACAGGGGAGAGAAAAUGAACCUCGUUUAUGAGCCAGAUUCGGCUUUGUACACAAGCUUUAUGGUGAGCUCCUUCAGAUCGGUGUAUGAAUCCCGUCGAUCCAGACAGAACAGAGCCCGACUAAAGACUCUGUGUACCUUGGCUGCAGAGGGAAUGUGGAAACAAGUAUUUGUAUUUAAGUCUGAGGAUCUCAGAAGGAAUGGCAUAACUGAACCUGAGCAGACAUCAUGGCUGAGAAUAAAUUUUCUCAAUUACCGGGGUGACUGUUUCAUGUUUUACCAUCCGACGCUACAGUCAUAUUUUGCUGCCCUGUUCUAUUUCCUCAGAGAAGACAAAGACACACCUCACCCCAUCAUAGGAAGCCUACUCCAAUUCCUAAGAGAAGUCUAUGCUCAUGGCCAAACCCAAUGGCUCCGGACAGGGAUGUUUGUGUUUGGAAUUGCCACUGAAAAAGUUGCUGCCAUGCUGAACCCACACUUUGGCUUUAUACCAUCCAGAGAUGUUAGAGGUGUUAUCUUCAACUGCUUUAGAAACAUGAAUCAAGAAGAGUUCAGUAAGACACUGAGAGCCCAGAGUUUGUUCAAGAGCCUAUUUGGCAACAAGGAAGAAGAAUUUGUAACACAAGUGAUGGGUCUAUUCGAAGAAAUGACUGUUGAUAUUAGUAAUGUUGAUGUACUCACAGUAGCUACCUACAGUCUGCUGAGAUCUCAGAAGCUAAAGAAACUUCAUCUGCAUAUACAAGAAAGAGUUUUUACAGAAACCUAUAACCCAAGAGAUGGUGACAUAGAAACCUUUAGACGACACAAGAAAAUUGCAAACAAAUAUUGGCGUUCAUUAUGUGGAAUUUUCUGGCACUUACAAGUGUUGGAUCUGGACAGCUGUAAUUUCAAUGAAACUGCAAUUCAGCAUCUUUAUGAAUUGUUGUCUCCAGCUCCUCCUAUAACUCUGAACAUGUUUAAGCUCCAAAGCUUGUCGUUGGGGAAGUGUGGCAUCUCAAGUAAUGCUUGUGUUGAAAUUGUGACUUCCCUAAACCUCGGCAAGCUGAAGCAUCUCUCAUUGGUUGAAAACCCCUUGAAUAACAAAGGAGUGGUGGCACUGUGUGAGAUCUUGAAGGAUCCGAGCUGCGUCCUGGAGAAACUGAUGUGA